Molecule: messenger RNA, 2064 nt
Organism: Zea mays
Lineage: Eukaryota; Viridiplantae; Streptophyta; Magnoliopsida; Poales; Poaceae
Product: protein MAIN-LIKE 1-like
Exons: 8
Coding region: 19-1818 (599 amino acids)
Biological process (GO): meristem development; meristem maintenance
Source: RefSeq, a predicted model, not a curated record
UUAAUUUCAUUUUGUAGGAUGGCACAGUUCCACCUUCUCGACCCGUUCUACGACGAGAGCCACCGGGGGCGCCUUCUGUCGGAAGGCCAGGACCUAGCAACGCUUCGUUCUAGGACACACAAUGGGUUCCUAGACAUGGUGUUCGACGACAGGUACACUAAUUACCUCAGACGAGCAGGUCUAGAUGUAAUAUCUUACCAGUUACGACGCGGGUUGCCUACUAUUGAUUCGGCGGCCAUUACUGCACUUGUGGACAGGUGGCGUCCUGAGACACAUAGUUUUCAUCUUCCUUUUGGUGAGAUGACAGUCACAUUAGAGGAUGCACAGAAGAUACUUGGACUCAAUGUUGGUGGCAGAGCAGUGACAGGCCAAUGUGACUCUGACGGAUGGAGGGCUAGAGUUGAGGCCUUUCUUGGUAGGGAGCUUCCUGCUGAGGGCGUUGAACGGACUGCUGGAGUAGGCAUCACAUGGCUCCGUCAGUCUUUUGGUGUGUGCCCUGCUGAUGCUGAUGAGGCUACAGUCCAGUUCUAUUGUCGAGCUUGGAUCUUGCACAUGUUUGGUUGUGUCCUCUUCCCAGACGCCACAGGAGACUGCGCGUCCUGGAUGUACAUCCCAUGUCUAACCGACUGGGAUACAGCUGGACAGUACAGUUGGGGCUCCGCUGUGCUUUCUUUUUUGUACCGGCAGCUUUGUGAAGCUUGCCGUCGUACGUCCUCCUCUUCGUCUAUAGGCGGUUGCGUCUACCUCCUGCAGAUAUGGAUGUGGUUUCGCAUACCAGUUGGUCGACCACGUGUUUUCCAGCCUAGACCCUGGCCAUGGAUGAUUCAUGGAAAUGAUCGUCUUCGACCGACGUAUGCUUAUAUUUGGGACCAAGUGGCAGCUCCUUUUGCGAGAGCUAAGAGGGCAUACAUGGAGUAUGUUAACGAGUUUGACACCCUUUCUGCCUCUAGCGUCACAUGGCAGCCAUACAACGCACCUGAGUAUGCUGGGAUGAUCUUUAGUGUAGUAUGCAGCAGUGAAGAUGAACUCUAUAUGAUGCAAUGUCCUUUGGUCUGUUUCUGGUGUGUUGAGUGGCACCUACCUCACAGGGUUCAGAGACAGUUUGGUAGGAACCAGCUAUGGCCGGUUGAAGAUGUUCCUACUUCAAAGGAGCUACACAAAUUUGACCGGCGGAAGCAAAAGAAGAUAACGGACUUUCGUCAACAUCAUCUGAUAUUAGUAAAUGAUUGGGAAUCGGGUGCUGAGAAUGUAUAUUCCAACGAUGAGUUGCACAACAAUAGUGAUUACAGGCGGUACCAGGCUUGGUACCAGGGUGCGACUCGUUGUAAGCUUCGCCAGCAGUGGACAGCGGAAGACUACGCCGACAUUGAUUCUUCAGACGAUGAAGAAACGGAGUAUGACCUGACCACUAGACUGGGAACCCAAGUGGAGGCGGCACCCAUAUUAGAUCGAGUGGGUAACACAUUGCGACGGUCGGUAGAGGACAUUGAUCGCCAACUUUUGACUACGGGCGACAGCAGCAUGCGCAGCUUCUUGCAGCGUUUAUCUAGGCGCCUACGUGGAGCUGCUGCUCGCUGUGGCUGCAGGACUACUGUUGCACAUGACGUCCAUGUACCAUCGUGUACCGACACAGCAACGCCCUCCACAGGUCUUGGUGCUGGCUUCGACUACGAUCACGACGAGAUAGGACCUUCACAGCUUGAGGGGGCUCCUUCGACACAGCCAUUACAACCACAGGAUCGUAGGCGACACCGCUCUCCACAACGUUACACUCCAGGCACCGACGCUUUAGGCAAGGGUAAGACUAGGAGACGUUGAAUUGGUUUGGACUCUAUGGACUUGUUAUGUAACGUAUGAAUUAUAUAGACUUGUAAUGGACUCAUUUGGCCUCUACGGGCUUGUAUGACAUUUUAAUGGACUUGUAUGAAUUCUAUGGACUUGUAAUGAACUUGUUUAGACUUUUAUGAGCUUGCUUGGAAUUGUUUACAAUUGUAUGCACUUGUAUGUUAUGCUUAUCUAUGAGUAUGUCUUGGAUUGACAAAAAACAGAGAAAACUCUGCCGAA